AUGAUUCAUAGUCGGACAUAUCCUCUCUAUCUCUCAAUAGUAACAACACCACUACCAAACCAAAACAACAACAAAUACGACUCUCUCAAUAGUAACAACACCACUACCAACCAAAAUAACAACAAAUACGACUCUCUCAAUAGUAACAACACCACUACCAACCAAAACAACAACAAAUACGACUCUCUCAAUAGUAACAACACCACUACCAACCAAAACAACAACAAAUACGACUCUCUCAAUAGUAACAACACCACUACCAACCAAAACAACAACAAAUACGACUCUCUCAAUAGUAGCAACACCACUACCAACCAAAACAACAACAAAUACGACUCUCUCAAUAGUAACAACACCACUACCAACCAAAACAACAACAACAAACACGACUCUCUCAAUAGUAACAACACCACUACCAACCAAAACUACAACAAAUACGACUCUCUCAAUAGUAACAACACCACUACAAACCAAAACAACAACAAAUACGACUCUCUCAAUAGUAACAACACCACUACCAACCAAAACUACAACAAAUACGACUCUCUCAAUAGUAACAACACCACUACCAACCAAAACAACAACAAAUACGACUCUCUCAAUAGUAACAACACCACUACCAACCAAAACUACAACAAAUACGACUCUCUCAAUAGUAACAACAUCACUACCAACCAAAACAACAACAACAACAACAAAUACGACUCUCUCAAUAGUAACAACACCACUACCAACCAAAACAACAACAAAUACGACUCUCUCAAUAGUAACAACACCACUACCAACCAAAACAACAACAAAUACGACUCUCUCAAUAAAAAUAUAUACAAUAGAACAAGUAAAAGCCGAAGUAAAUGUCUUGUUCAUAGGUCCAGAGAACCUUUUGCGGUCAUACUGGUAGUUGGAUCACAGAAGAAGAAGAAAGAGGAGAGGAAAAGGAAUUAA
Ostrea edulis (European flat oyster) is the source of this 945-nucleotide messenger RNA. Its product is annotated as GATA zinc finger domain-containing protein 15-like. Bases 1 to 945 code for a protein of 314 amino acids. The record is from RefSeq and is a predicted model, not a curated record. The transcript is spliced from 2 exons. NCBI's taxonomy places the organism in Eukaryota, Metazoa, Mollusca, Bivalvia, Ostreida, Ostreidae.